Stylonychia lemnae is the source of this 663-nucleotide messenger RNA. The record is from the annotation of a GenBank genome assembly. NCBI's taxonomy places the organism in Eukaryota, Ciliophora, Spirotrichea, Sporadotrichida, Oxytrichidae.
AUGUAAGAAUUUGAUGACUCUGAAAUCUCACAUCGCACUUUAACCGCGGAUCAUUAUGAAGUAUCAUAGGAUGAGUAUAAUGCCAUCUGUGAUUUGAAGAUUAAGAAAGCCUGUGUAUGGAUAUUUUACCUAGCCCCUAAAAUUCUCAGACCUUUGAAUCACUUUGGAGUAAUGGUUGAACUUGAGAAUGGUGCUAGAUAUGUCAUUCAUAAUAGCCCCAAUAAUGUUAGCAAGAGAGGCUCUCAUGAGAUAGUAGUUAAAGAUGACACUUUAUGUCACAAAUGGGAAAAAAUGUUAGAUUGGCAUGAUGUUUAGUAACAUGUAUCAAUCAAAGAUUUAAUAUUACCAUUGGAGUAUAAAAUCCUAACUACUAAUUGUAUUCAUACAGUCAGAAGAAUUUGGAAGCAGCUUAUUCCUACAAAUUUGAGCCUAAACUUGAGAAAAGUUUGGAUGCUUUCACCUAUGAGAAUGAAAACCUUGUAAAUAGAGAAAUGUCAUGAAACUUCUCAAGGAACUAUCUAAUACUCUUAGAAUAUUAGGUUCUUCAACAGAACUCGUAUCUUCUAUUCAUUAGGAAUAGCAGGAUUUGGCUUAGCUGUUGGAAUACUAGCUAAACCAGAAGCAUUUCACAUCAGAAAAAAAUAAUAGCCUAAGUAUUAAUGA